Aethina tumida (small hive beetle) is the source of this 1621-nucleotide messenger RNA. It is a transcript of the gene GPHR, whose product is annotated as Golgi pH regulator. The transcript is spliced from 8 exons. The record is from RefSeq and is a predicted model, not a curated record. Gene Ontology annotation, biological process: intracellular pH reduction. Lineage: Eukaryota; Metazoa; Arthropoda; Insecta; Coleoptera; Nitidulidae. The coding region runs from base 115 to 1473 and encodes 452 amino acids. Gene Ontology annotation, cellular component: Golgi cisterna membrane. Gene Ontology annotation, molecular function: voltage-gated monoatomic anion channel activity.
CUGAACCUAACCCAACUUUUGACACGAAAAUGUCAACACCACAAGAAAUAAAAACUUAAAUAAAUACUCGCCGCACAAAACAUUCGUUUGUUAUGCCCGCAACCAAAAUUGAAGAUGACUUUCCUUCAGGACUCGAUUGUGAUUUUUGUCUCCCAGGUGGCAUUUUUCGUUGGAGCCUGGAUAUUUUUUAUGAAACAGUUAUUCAAGGACUAUGAGGUGCGGCAUGUUAUGGUACAACUUAUUUUUUCCAUCACCCUUACAUUGUCCUGCACAAUGUUUGAGCUGAUUAUUUUCGAAAUCUUAGAGAUGCUCGAGCCCAGUUCCAGGAAGUUUUACUGGUAUCUCAUGCUGUAUUGCCUGUUAUUUGUUGUGAUAGUCCUAAACCCAUUCUACAUUGGCUAUUACUGUGUCAGCAACAUCCGAUAUGUGAAGCCUGAUUAUGUGAAACACUUUGCUCUGGUUGUGUGGGUGAUAUUCAUAAUCAUAUUUUGGAAAAUCGGUGACCCAUUCCCAAUAAUGAACCCCAAACAAGGGGUGUUAUCAAUGGAGCAACUUGUGUCAAGGAUUGGAGUUAUAGGAGUGACUGUAAUGGCUCUUUUAUCCGGAUUUGGUGCUGUUAAUUAUCCUUACACCUCCAUGGCUUACUUUAUGAGGGAAGUUUCAAUUGCUGAUGUUACAAACAUUGAAAAAAGACUGAUGCAAACAAUGGACAUGAUAGUGAUUAGGAAAAAACGCAUAGCAAUGGCAAAGAAACAAUCAAUGGACAAAGUGAAUAACCAUGUGAGGGGCAGUAGUAUCUGGGAGAUGAUCUCUUCAGUUGGCAGUAGUAAAGAUCAAAGCAUUGCACAACUAAGAUUGGAGAUUGAGGGUUUGGAAGAAUUGAGCAGGCAAUUCUUCUUGGAGGUCCAUGAGAAUAGGAACAUGUUGGAGAGGAUUGAGUGGUCCAAGACUUGGAAGGGCAUUUACUUCAACUUCUUGGGUUACAUAUUUUCAGGCUACUGUCUUUGGAAAAUAUUCAUAUGCACAAUAAACAUUGUGUUUGAUAGAGUGGGCAAAAAGGAUCCAGUAACUAGAGGUAUUGAAAUUGCCAUACACUGGAUGGGUUUUAAUUUUGAUGUUAAUUUCUGGUCUCAACAAAUCUCCUUCUAUCUAGUUGGAGCUAUUGUAGUCACAUCCAUUAGAGGGUUACUAUUAACCUUAACAAAGUUUUUCAACAGAAUGUCUUCAAGUAAAAGUUCAAAUAUAAUAGUCUUAGUACUGGCUCAAAUAAUGGGGAUGUACUUUGUGUCGUCCGUCUUGCUCCUACGAAUGAACAUGCCCAUCCAAUAUAGGACCAUAAUAACAGAAGUAUUGGGAGCCCUACAAUUUAAUUUCUACCACCGAUGGUUUGACGUCAUUUUCCUAGUUAGUGCCAUCGGUAGUAUUGUAACGUUAUAUUUAGCCCACAAGCAGCCUGUAAGAGAUACUAUGUGAUAUUUUUAAGCCUAAAAAUGUGUAUUAUUUAUGUAUCUAAGCAUUUAAUGAUUCAGUUGUUACAACAUUCGUACUGUUUAUCUCAGUUAAGUUUAAUAAUGUCUAGUAUUUUUUAUGCUGUUCCAAAAAAUAAAUAGUAAUAAGUUAA